GACGUUUAUCAUCGAAAUGGUAUCAGUUGUUUUGGUUAAAAUAAAUUGUUAAAAUGGGUGAUUUCUUGGCAGCUAACAAUAUUUGCGGCCAAAAUUUAUUACGUUUGGUGUCUCGUGGAAAUGCUAUUAUAGCAGAAUUGAUGAGAUUAAAGGAUUAUGUGCCGCCAGUAUUUAGUUUAGAUUCAAAGCAGAUGGUACAGAAAUAUGGAUCAAUUAUAAUUGAUUUUGCUUAUUUCAAGUCUGUUAAUAUUUAUGAACAAAAAAUAGAAAAUGAUCCAGUUCUUCAGGAAACAGAUGAAGAACUACGAAAUAAUUAUUCGGACAUUAUUUCAAGAUUUUAUUCUGCAUUCGAAGGCAUACACAAGUAUGUUACUGACUUGAAUCUUUAUAUGGACGAAUUAGGGGAUGGAAUCUAUAUUCAUCAGUCUAUAGACUCUAUUAUGUUAAAUGAAGAAGGAAGACAAUUAAUGUGCGAGGCAGUAUAUUUAUAUGGAGUUAUGUUACUUUUGGUGGAUCAUCAUUUUGAAGGAUGUAUAAGAGAAAGAUUACUAGUGUCCUAUUAUCGAUAUAAUGCUCAGCGUUCAUCUUACACAAGUGUAGACGAUAUAUGUAUGUUACUUCGUUCAACAGGAUUUUCUAAAACUUCUAAUAAAAGACCCUCAAACUACCCAGAAGAAUAUUUUAAAAGAAUACCGUUGAAUGAAUCUCUAAUAGAACAUCUCAUUGGACGUUUACGAUCAGAUGAAAUAUACAAUCAGAGUCUUGCUUAUCCGCAUCCAGAACAUCGCAGUACUGCUCUCUGUAAUCAGGCAUCAAUGCUGGUCAUAAUUUUAUCAUUUAAACCAGCCAUGUUGCAUACGCACACAGCUAUUAUGAGAGAAAUAGUAGAUAGAUUUUUCCCUGAUAAUUGGGUUAUUAGUAUUUAUAUGGGGAUCGUAAUAAAUCUAUGCGACUGGUGGUCACCUUAUAAAGCUGCAAAAACGGCUCUUAAUAAUACACUCGAAUCUUCAAAUGUGAAAGUGAUUGCACAAAAAUAUGGUCAAAAAUUGAAGAAACUGAUAUCAGAAACGGAAGAAGUGCAAUUGGCAGUCACGUUCGAUGAAAGCGCCGUAGGAUCACUGGUGAAGCUAAUAAAAGAAUCUAAUGUAACUUUACAUUGGAUACUUUUACAUACAGCGAUGCCAACUAUAUCAUUAGAAGAUUCGAAACGUGUGCGUAUGCUCAGACAGCUGGUACUGAAUGAAAGCAAAUAUACAAUAACUGAUUGUCUUCAGCUACUACUAAGUACUGCACAGAUUGAACAAGAUGUCAAACAGUUGUACAAAGAUUUGUUAAUCGGUAAAGAAACUAAAUGGCUUAGGGAUAAAGGAAUAUGUGUCGAACGGAUAACAGACCUUGCUCAAAUAUUUGGAGGUAACAAAUCUCUCGACGGCAUUGAGAAAAAUAAAAAUUUACAUUCGUGGUUUAUGGUGAUAAGCAAACAUAUCGAGUCAUUGCAACAAGAGGAUGGAAGAAAAAUAGUAUUAUUAUUGCAAGCAUUAGAAGAAGUGCUAGAGUUUCAUCAGUUGGAAAAUAAUUUACAUAUAUCUCAGUAUUUAGCUGAUACACGUGAAAUAUUACACAACAUGAUACGCACGGGAAGUAUCACGGAGGACACUAUGAUUAGCUUAAAUAUAGUAACAGAUUGUUGCUACGCAUGGAACAUAAUGGAAUCAUUUAUUGAGACAAUGCAAGCUAGUAUAAAAGAAAGUCCUCCGACUGUAAUAAAAUUGAAAGCGUUGUUUCUGAAAAUGGCUUCUGCAUUGGAAACUCCUUUACUAAGAGUGAAUCAAGCACGUAGCGCGGAUUUAUCAUCAGUAUCCCAAUACUAUAGCAGAGAGUUAGAAAAAUAUGCGAGACAUGUUUUACAAAUAAUACCUGAAACAGUGUUCGGUUUGCUUGCUCAGAUUGUAUACCUCGAAACAAAUGCUUUUAAGGAAAUUCCUACUAAAUUACCAAAAGAUAAAUUAAAAGAAUAUGCACAGUUAGACGAUAGAUUAAAAAUGGCUAAGUUGACGUACGCUGUAUCAGUCUUUACGAAAGGUGUACUAUCUUUAAGAAGUGUUCCUUUAGGAGUAUUACGAGUUGAUUCUCAUCGUCUUUUAGAGGAUGGUAUACGACAAGAAUUGGUAAAAAAAGUUACAGUAGCCUUGGACAAUGGCCUUGUUUUCGAACCAAAAUCAAAAACAACGAUACUACAGAAACUUGAUAAUUUAGCCGCAAUUAUGGACGGUUAUCGUAAAUCAUUUCAAUAUAUACAAGAUUACAUAAACAUUAAUAGUUUAAAAAUAUGGCAUGAAGAAAUAACAUAUAUUAUAAGUAACGCAGUAGAAGACGAAUGUACAGAUUCUUCCUGGAUUCCGGAGAGAUCAUGGAGAUAUUUCCAAGAAGAGAAACAUGUGCCUGUAUUGGAUAAUAAUUCUGUAACUUUUAUUGGUAGACUCGCGCGUGAACUUACUCGGAUAACUGAGCCUAGGACAACUGUCUACAUUGAACAUUCUCUUGCCUGGUAUGACCUUAAAACGCAGGCAGAGGUUUUAAAUUAUAAGAUUUUCUCAAAAAUAUUAGAAGCGAUAGGUACACCCGGCUUGACAGGACUAGACAAACUUAUCUCAUUUUAUAUUGUCACCGAAUUAAAUACCAUGAUUCGUUACAUAGAAAAAAACCUUCGCAAUAAAACCUGGGCAUCUAUACUAGAUCACUUUGAACCAAUAUUAAAUUCCGCGGACGGGCCUAAAGGUAAUACGCCAAAGCUUCAUGCCGCCGUCGCGACUCAUACUAAUAAAUUCUGCCCUCAAUUACUUGAAUGGAUGUUAAAAAUUGGACACUGUCAACUUCUUAAAAAGAAUAUAGCCUACGAAUUGAAUACUGCGUGUAAGUUCGAAGCUAAACAUAUGGAAGCAGCACUUCAAACAAUGAACACAGCCAUUUUACUUGAAAUUGGUAAAGGAAACGAUAGCGAUCAAAAUGAACCCGAAAGGAGCGAGUUGUUGCGGGAACUUAAUGUCAGACUGGAUUGGGCUGGCAUAAGUGAUCCGCAUAAGAACGUUUAUAUUAAAUCACCAAACAUAAACAAUAUUGCACUAAUUAUGUUUAUACUUACUGUAUCACAGUUACCGAAAGUACACUACUGCAGAAAUACAGGAAGUCUUUUGAGUAAAAAAGCUCAAGAUUCUCUUGACGCUGUAAUAUUUGCAAUUGGGGUGCAAACUGUUUUACGCCAGUGCAGAUUUUCUGCGAUGACUAGCUACGUCAAAUAUCUUUGUGCAUACAUUUCUUCCAGUGUUACACCAGACAGCGUAAAAACGGGAAGCGAUGGAAAUUCCGAGGGGGCUAACAGUUUACAUUUUUUGGAGCUGUUUAUAAAAUACUCUGGUUUACCACGUUCGUUUAUACUCAAAGAAAUUCCAGUAAUUGUUAUGGAUCAUUUCCAAGCGAAGACUGCUAAAUAG
Molecule: messenger RNA, 3491 nt
Organism: Dufourea novaeangliae
Lineage: Eukaryota; Metazoa; Arthropoda; Insecta; Hymenoptera; Halictidae
Gene: Strump
Product: WASH complex subunit strumpellin
Exons: 17
Coding region: 54-3491 (1145 amino acids)
Biological process (GO): regulation of actin nucleation; endosome organization; actin filament polymerization
Cellular component (GO): endosome; WASH complex
Source: RefSeq, a predicted model, not a curated record